Molecule: messenger RNA, 1071 nt
Organism: Pseudocercospora fijiensis CIRAD86
Lineage: Eukaryota; Fungi; Ascomycota; Dothideomycetes; Mycosphaerellales; Mycosphaerellaceae
Exons: 2
Coding region: 1-1071 (356 amino acids)
Biological process (GO): proteolysis
Molecular function (GO): metalloendopeptidase activity
Source: RefSeq, a predicted model, not a curated record
AUGAAGUUUGCAAUCUUCUCCAUUGCAGCCCUCGUGGCGUCAGUCAGCGCUGGCGCGAUUGACCUCCAAAAAAGAGACACGCCUCUUCAAGUCCAGCUCUCUCAGGUGGAGGGAGACAAUUCCAAAGUGAAGGUCGAGGUCACCAAUACUGGCUCUCAAGGCUACAACCUCUUCUACAAAGGCUCCUUCCUCGACGGCGAUUCGCCAGUUGACAAGUUUGUGGUUCAAGGAACAGCACAAAGAGCAAACUUCAACGGCGUCCUCCUCCGCAUGUCUACCAAAAAUCUUACAGCAUCCGAGUUCGUCCCCAUCGAAUCAGGCCAGACCAUUGAGACCGAAAUCGAUGUUGCCGAACUGUAUGACGUUGAGAGCACCGAUUCCUACGCCGUACGUGCCGUCGGCUCGAUGCCAUACGCUGAGCUCGGAAGCACCAAACUCACCGGCAAAUCCGUGCGCUUCUCCUCCAACACCAUCACAAUGGACAUCGACGGCGACAUGGCAAUGAAAAUUCCCUACGCCGUCGACCGCCCCCAUCAGAGACGAACCACCCUAAACACCUCAGGCUGCUCCCCUUCCCGCGCUCAAACCCUCCGAAACGCCCUUUCAAACUGCUCCAAACUCGCCUCCAACGCCGCCUCAGCCGCCACCUCCGGCCACGCUCUCCAAAAAUACUUCAAAACCACCUCCCCCACCACCGCAAAAACCAUCGCAUCCCGUUUCCGCGCCGUAGCACAAGACUGCGGCUCCCAAACCGGCGGCGCGACGGAAACUUCUUGCAGUGACACGUACGGUUACUGUCAACCCGGCGUUUUGGCGUACACCUUACCGCGAUAUAAUUUCGUGGCGUAUUGUGAGAUUUUUUAUCAAGUUCUCGAACCGGUUUCGAAGCAGUGUCAUGAUCAGGAUCAGGCGACGACGGUGCUGCAUGAGGAGACGCAUGCUCCUGGGGUUUUUCGGCCGGGCACGGAGGAUUUUGCGUAUGGGUUUGAGGCGACGCGCGAUUUGACGAGUCGGGAGGCGGUUGGCAAUGCGGAUUCUUAUGCGCUUUAUGCGAAUGGUGAGUUGAGUUGA